This is a messenger RNA of Hyla sarda, 1729 nucleotides long. RefSeq lists its product as uncharacterized. The record is from RefSeq and is a predicted model, not a curated record. The coding region runs from base 464 to 1729 and encodes 421 amino acids. NCBI's taxonomy places the organism in Eukaryota, Metazoa, Chordata, Amphibia, Anura, Hylidae. The transcript is spliced from 10 exons.
AUCAAUAUGUAGGUCGAAAAAUAAGAAAUGUGUCUAUUAGACAUAUUGGAAAAUUGCCUGUGUCCUCAAGUGGUUAAAUAGGUUUCCAACCACAACAAAAAGCUCCAAAGUGUAUCAAAAUAAAAUAAAAUAAAAUUGGAUACACAACAUACUCCAUUUUCGUCAUGAUGAUCAGUCCAGAUUGGAGGCACCACAAAAGUCAGGUUUCGAGAAAGAACUCCGACAAAAUGGCUGCCUAGUAGGAGUGCGGACAAAGAAAGGUAGAUGACGUGACUAAAAUGGAGGCUGCUCUAGCAGCUCGGUCCAGUCACCUCAACAACAUCAGUCUAGACUACAGCAACCCCCCAGGUCUCCGACAAAAUGGUCGCCCGUAGUGCAGACUCCACCCAGCAGCCAUAGUGUAGGCGUUUGUAUACGUUGCUACAGUAACGGCCGGGCUGACAGCACCUGACUGCGGCUAGGAAUGGCUGAAAUAUUGAAGAAAUCCCUUGCUAUGAAAGGUCUGAAAUCUGCAAUGGAGACUUCAAGUUCCAGGACAAUAGAACCCGGUUUAUUAAUUGAGACAGAAUACAUCAAGAAUCUUCAGAAACAAGUGUACCUUCUGGAACUGGAGACAUCCUUCUUAAGGAAUAAGGCACGAGAAGCCACAAGCAACCAUCCGAGACUUUCGUCAAAAGCUGAACAGAUGAUUGCAGAAGUAAAAGACUUGCAGUCUCAGAUUAACACCUUGAAGGUGGAGCUGGGUAUGAAAGAAGCCACUAUCAAUACAAUGAAAGGAGAGGUGGAGUCCCAGCACAAGCACCUGCGGGACAUCUCAGAUGCCAACGCGAGAGAGAAGAGUGUCCUGGUGGAGAGUGUGACACAACUAAAGAAGCUGGCAGAUGUUUCUGUACAAGAUCUCGUCCAUAAAGAAGAGGAACAGAAGAGCAUUCUUUAUCAACUGCACAGCGCCAUUCAUAGUGUGAAGGAGAAAGACCGAGACCUCCGCCUCCUGAAAACACAACUUCAGGAACAAAUAAAGCAGCAGGAAGCUGUGGAAGAACAGUUGUCGGAGAAGAGAUCAGAACACCUGUCAUUACAGGCUGCCGUACAUCAACUAGAGGAGCAGUAUUUGACCACUGCUCAAUCUGUUCAGGAGCGGAUUGUGUCUGAGCUUCGAAAAGAGGCAGAAAAGUUACGGAUUCAGCUAAAAGAAAAGCAGCUUUCAGCAGAUGAGGAUAAAUACCUGCGGAACAAAAUGAUGGAAGACUGUGCACGUCUUACCAGAGGAAAUGGCCACCUGCAGUCUAGAGUCCUGGAAGCUACUAAGCAGCUGGAAGAGGAACGAACACUCAGAGAACAAGAAAGUUUGAAUCGUACAAAAAGAAUUUCUGAGAUAACAUCAGGAAAGGAGAAUGAGAGACAUCUAGAGUUAACACUAUCGCAUUGGAAGAGACUCGUGCACGAUGAGAAGGAAAAAGUUGCUGCAGCACAGGAACAGGUGCUGCAACUACAGCGAGGCAGGAAAUCUGUAGAGAUGACUGGAAGUUCACUUCACAAGCAGUUGACAGAUUUACAGAACAAACACUCCAAGGUUCAGCAGGAAAACUCCCUCUUGCGUGUAGAGAAGAACCAUUUGGUUGAGCACAUCUCUCAGCUACAUAAACAGGUACGUGCUCAGAGCGUGCACACUUCAUAUUCACCGGGCACACAAUGGGUGGGGGGGGGGAGUACUGCUUACUAUGUGUGA